Molecule: messenger RNA, 2817 nt
Organism: Penicilliopsis zonata CBS 506.65
Lineage: Eukaryota; Fungi; Ascomycota; Eurotiomycetes; Eurotiales; Aspergillaceae
Exons: 2
Coding region: 1-2817 (938 amino acids)
Biological process (GO): DNA-templated transcription; regulation of DNA-templated transcription
Cellular component (GO): nucleus
Molecular function (GO): zinc ion binding; DNA binding; DNA-binding transcription factor activity, RNA polymerase II-specific
Source: RefSeq, a predicted model, not a curated record
AUGCGCUCCAGCAUCGCCUGCGCUCGCUGCCGUCGCAGCAAGAUCAAGUGCGUCAACAACGGCAUCGACACCACCUGUCGCGCCUGCGAGUCCUCCGGCCGGGAAUGCGUCUAUCCCACCCCGGCGCUGGGCCUGCACGCCGCCAAACGAGAUAUCCACGCCCUGGUCGACGCCGACGAUCGCGACUGGGACAGUCCCAAGAGGCAGCGCUCGCGCAAGGCCGUUGUCGCGGCCGCCGCGGCUGCCGCGGCCGCCGCCUCGCUCAAGGACGUCGCUGCCCACGACGUCUUGGAUCCGACGCUGUUGACCGUCAAGGUCUGGGAAAGUCUGGCCGAUCUCUUCCAGGCUCAUUGUGCGCCUCUCCUGCCCUUCUUGCACCCGGCAAGCUUCCUGGCGCAGAUCCGCCAACACCCGCCGACGUCUUCCCAACAACAACAACAACAACAACAACAACAACAACAGGACUCACCAUCCCCGCUGGUUCUCCUAGGCGUGCUGGCGUUGACCGCACGCUAUCACCCGUCCCUCGUUGCCCUGCACGCCUCCCCCCUGGCGGCGUCCGAGUUCUACGCCGCCGCUCUGCGCGCCAGACUAGCCGCCAGCGAUCUGGCCUGUCGUCCGGAGCUCUCGCGGGUUCAGGCAUGGCUGAUGCUGGCCCUGUACGAGUGGCAGACGUGUCGGGCCACUGCGGCCUGGCUGGCCGUAGGCCUGGCCGUGCGGCUGGCGCAGGCGGCUGGGCUGCUGUUCGAGCUGGAACAACGGUCUGCUUCGUCGGCCUCGCUGUCGUCGGACGAGGUCAUUCUCCUCGAGACCAAACGUCGCACCGUCUGGGCCUGUUUCCUGCUCGACCGUUGUCUGGCGAGUGGUCGCUAUCGUCCUCGUCUUCUUCGCGCCCGGGAUCUCGCCCUCCAGCUGCCGAGUGAUCAUGCCUUUGCUUUUGGUGAACGUGUCCGUACCGCCCGUCUACAUGAACUACCGCCUAGAAGACCCCCUAGCUUUGGCGCAGGAGGAGUAGGAAUGCAGAUCCCCAGUAUACGGCAGAGUAUCGCCGGAUUACCACCAGAGUCCCCUCCCCAGGCGAGUAUCGGCCCUGGAGGCCCCGACGAGGAGAUCGACCGCUGGGAGGUGGGUGCCGAGGAGCCCGUGGUGAGCCGGGUGGUUCGCAUCGUGCGCGUCUGGGGCAGUGUCGCGCAGUGGGCGUGUGCAGGUGGCCGUCGUGCUGAACAUCUCCCAGCCUGGCAGGGGGAUUCGCGCUUCGCCUCGCUGCGUGCCCAGCUGGCCGAUUUCCACGAUGGCCUCUCGCGCAACCUGCAGUACUCGCCGCGCAACACCGACACCCACAUCAUGUACCGCAACACCGUCGCCGCCUACACCGUCAUGCACCUCGUCGCCUUCCUCGCCGCCCUCGUCUUGCACCGCUCCGCCCUCCCCUUUCUUCCCCUACGAUGUACCGAGCCCGGAGGCCCCCCCGAUGAUCCCGUCGAUGCCUCCAGCCCUGCCGCCGCCGCCGCCGCCAGACCGGAGGGGUUCUGGCGCGAAAGUGCCCGUGAGCUGGUCCGUACGGCCCGGCAGAUCCUCGCCCUGGCCGUGACCUGCCACGAGCGAGACGUGCUGGCCGAAAACCCGCUGGUAGGAUUCGCCGUCUACCAGGCCGGCCUGGUGUUGCUGUAUGCCGCGCACUUUCCACACAUGGAUCCGGACAGCAACGGCAUCAAUCCUACCACUAAUCCUACCGAUUAUUCCAACCUCGGCGCCGUCAGGAAGAGUCUGGAGAUGCUUCGGGAGAUGCGUCCGCGUCUGAAGAUGGCGGCUGGUUGGUUCCGGACCCUGCAUCGUCUGCACCGGUACUGGACCAAGGCACAGCGAGACUCGCCGCCUCCUCUCCUUCGUCGAGGCACCAUUGUCGACCCUUCCCCCCCGGACGAAUGGAAGCGGCUUGACAAGUUCUUUGCCGACGGGGGAAGACCAGAAGACCAACUCCUCCCCGACGAGGAAGACGAAGGCCGCAACCGGGUCAACAGCGUGAGCGACCGCAUGAACAGCCUCAGUGACCGGGUCAAUAGUAUCAGUGAUUCCGGCAGCACCACGGCCAACAAUGUGGUCAAGAGCGAGGCCAGCGUCGACCUGUCGGACCAUGACCCCCGCCGGGAAUCAUGGGUGCCUGUGAAUAACACGACGACGACGACGACGACGACGACGAAUAACACCAACAAUCCCACGGGCAGCCCCAGCAUGACACUGCCCUUGCCCGAUGAACGGCGGCCGAGUCUGCCCUUACCAAACAACCCGGGCAGACCGUCUUUCUCCCUUCCCUCGCUGCAUCUCAACCCGGACGGAUCCCUCUUCAACAGCGGCAGCAGUCCACCCAGUCUUCCCUCGUUGACGGCGCCGACGUCCUCCUCAUCGCGCCUCCAGUCUUUCAACUCGAUCUUCCCCCCUCGACCAUCGCCACAGGCACAGUCCCAGACACAAUCACAGACACAGUCCCAGACACAAGCUCAACAGCAACAUCCUCCGCAGAGUCAAACACCACCCACUCUUCCCUCCAUUGCAGGGCUCUCGAUGCUCCCUCGCCCAGUGUCGACGUACCCGGCCGAACACUGUCUUCCUCCUGACCCGGUGACCUCGAACAUGAACAUGACCGUCCCCCUGACCGUGCCCUCGCCCAUGCACAUGAACAUGAAUAUUCUCGCAAUGAGCUUCGGGGGCGACGACGUGAUUGCCUUUCUUGCAGGGAGUGAGGCGGAUUCAUGGGGGAACAUGACCGCCUCCUCCGAGGGGGUUCCCAUCGGCUGGAUGAAUGCUAUAUGGAGAUGA